AGCAUCUGCCGAAAUAAAGACCAUAAUGAUAUUUCAGGUUACUUCUUACUAAAUAAGUUUCUCAGCCUCUUGAGAUGUGAAAUAGGUAAGAGAACAAAGGUCACUGUACGUCUUUUUGAAUACAGAGUUAAGGAGGAUAAUCUUUUUUCUUAUUUUAUAGAACAUUAUAAACACCACUGGUUCCCAGAAAAGCCAUGCAAGGGAUCAGGUUACCGAUGUAUCCGGAUCAACCAUAAAAUGGAUCCUCUCAUUGGACAGGCAGCACAGCGGAUUGGAUUGAGCAGUCAGGAACUGUUCCAGCUUCUUCCAAGCGAACUCACUCUAUGGGUUGACCCGUAUGAAGUGUCCUAUCGUAUUGGAGAGGAUGGCUCAAUCUGUGUGCUGUAUGAAGCUGCACCAGCAGGAGGUAGCCAAAAUAACACCAACAUGCAAAUGGUAGACAGCAGAAUAAGCUGUAAGGAGGAACUUCUCUUGGGCAGAACUAGCCCUUCCAAAAGCUACAAUAUGAUGACUGUAUCAGGUUAAGAUAUAGUCUGUGGAUGGAUCACCUUAAAAUGGAUGGAUAAAUUUGGUUUUUACUUUGGGUGGGCACCUCUGGGGAUGGAUUAUGGAAUUUAAACCAUGUCACAGCUGUGAAGAUCUGGCACACAUUAGAGUGGUAUACUUUAAAGUGACAGUGCCAUAGUUUGGACAGUACCUUUCAGUGAUUUAAUAGCCUGUGAGUCAAAACGAUUACAACUUGCUAGGGAGUGAAGAAGAUCUAGGAAGGGUCAGUUUCUCCAAGACAUCUUACUUAAUUUCUACACCAAUUCUUUCAACUCCAAUCUGUAUUUAUAAAGUGAUUCUCUGCAAUAGGUCUUGCAGAGUAAAUUUGCACUAUUACAUUUAUUAAUUGUUAGCAUUUUUGGCAGCUCAGUAACAAGACUUACUGUUAUGAACACAAUAGUACUGGAAAUUUUAUCUUUCAGACUUUUACCUAGCACUUACAAAUAUGUAUAAAUGUACAUAAGACAAACUAGUAAGUAUGACCUGGGGAAGUGGUCAGAUCUUUAUAUUGGCCUCAAAAGUAGCAAGUGAUCAGAAUCUGCCAUGGCAACAGGCUUUAAAAAGACCGUAUAAAGACACUGUCUGAACUGUGGUGUUAGCACCAGCCAGCUAUCUGUACAUUUGCUAGCUUGUAGUUUUCUAAGACUGAGUAAACUUCUUAUUUUUAGAAAGUGGAGGUCUGGUUUGUAAUUUCCUUGUUCUUAAUUGGGUAAAAGUCUUUUCCACAAACCACCAUCUAUUUUGUGAACUUUGUUAGUCAUCUUUUAUUUGGUAAAUUAUGAACUGGUGUAAAUUUGUACAGUUCAUGUAUAUUGAUUGUGGCAAAAGUUGUACAGAUUUCUAUAUUUUGGAUGAGAAAUUUUUCUUCUCUCUAUAAUAAAUUGUUUCCUAUCUUGGCAUUUUAA
Struthio camelus australis is the source of this 1451-nucleotide messenger RNA. The record is from RefSeq and is a predicted model, not a curated record. Lineage: Eukaryota; Metazoa; Chordata; Aves; Struthioniformes; Struthionidae.